Molecule: messenger RNA, 636 nt
Organism: Neoarthrinium moseri
Lineage: Eukaryota; Fungi; Ascomycota; Sordariomycetes; Amphisphaeriales; Apiosporaceae
Exons: 2
Coding region: 1-636 (211 amino acids)
Biological process (GO): translation
Cellular component (GO): ribosome; mitochondrial large ribosomal subunit
Molecular function (GO): structural constituent of ribosome; large ribosomal subunit rRNA binding
Source: RefSeq, a predicted model, not a curated record
AUGCAGUUGCUCCCCUGCCGCCGAAAAUUGCAAUCGGUCGCAGCUGUUGAGCCUCAAGAGCCAUAUCAAUCAAGGUCCUCGAUUUCAGGCUCGAUCGACGCGACGAACUGCCCCGACGACACGCGCAACCGCAGCCCUGUGACCCCAGAGACCCCGGCCGACAAGAUGUCGAAGCGAGGUGCUGCCGCCGGAGCGGACCAGAUCGUGAAGCUCAUCGUAGGCGCCGGUCAAGCAACACCCAGUCCACCCGUUGGUCCUGCGCUUGGUAGCAAAGGUGUCAAGUCAAUGGACUUCUGCAAGGAAUUCAAUGCGCGAACACAGCACAUAAACCCCGGCACCCCCAUGCCGACCCGAGUCACCGUCCGCGCCGACAGGACAUUCCACUUCGACGUACGCACACCUCACACAUCGUGGCUGUUAAAGAAUGCCGCAGAGCUUCCGGUCGGAAAGAAGGGGAAGAGAAAGGGCGCCGCCAAGCCCGGCCAGGAGGUCGUCGGCAGCGUCACCCUCAAACACGUCUACGAGAUUGCCAAGAUCAAGCAGUCGGAGCUACGCCUGUCGGGUCUUUCUUUAGAGGGCCUGUGCAAGUCUAUCAUAUACCAGGCCAAAUCGAUAGGCCUCAACGUCGUUGCAUAG